Messenger RNA from Grammomys surdaster, 1010 nucleotides. RefSeq names its product proteasome subunit beta 9 (gene Psmb9). The record is from RefSeq and is a predicted model, not a curated record. NCBI's taxonomy places the organism in Eukaryota, Metazoa, Chordata, Mammalia, Rodentia, Muridae. The transcript is spliced from 6 exons. Bases 182 to 772 code for a protein of 196 amino acids. Gene Ontology annotation, molecular function: threonine-type endopeptidase activity. Gene Ontology annotation, cellular component: proteasome core complex.
GGUGGGGUGACCAGGGACCCUAAAGCUCUGGGAAGUGAGCUAAGAGACUAAGAGACUUAGGAAGCUUGUAGCGCCCAGCGUUUGCGCUCCAGAGUGAACGUAGGGUAUCCCUGCUCAGAAGUGUGGUGUCCAGGGGUCUGUGGAGGGAUCGGCCUGCGAAGCUGGUGAGAAGACAACCAUCAUGGCGGUGGAGUUUGACGGGGGUGUCGUUGUGGGUUCUGAUUCCCGGGUGUCAGCAGGAGCCGCAGUCGUGAACCGCGUGUUCGACAAGCUCUCCCCGCUGCACCAGCGCAUCUACUGUGCCCUCUCAGGUUCUGCAGCUGAUGCCCAAGCUAUAGCCGACAUGGCCGCCUACCAGCUGGAGCUGCACGGGUUGGAACUGGAGGAGCCGCCCCUCGUUCUGGCUGCUGCAAACGUGGUGAAGAAUAUCUCCUACAAAUACCGUGAGGACUUGUUAGCGCAUCUCAUAGUAGCUGGUUGGGACCAACGUGAAGGGGGCCAGGUGUAUGGAACCAUGGGAGGGAUGCUAAUCCGACAGCCCUUUACCAUCGGUGGUUCCGGAAGUUCCUACAUUUACGGUUAUGUGGACGCAGCUUAUAAGCCGGGCAUGACCCCCGAGGAGUGCCGGCGCUUCACCACAAAUGCCAUCGCUCUGGCCAUGAACCGAGAUGGCUCUAGCGGAGGUGUCAUCUACCUGGUCACCAUUACAGCUGCUGGUGUGGACCGUCGAGUCAUCCUGGGAGAUGAGCUGCCAAAAUUCUACGAUGAGUGACUAACCCCCAGAAGUCCCUUCCUUGUUUGUAAUAAACUUUAUGGAAACAGGCUGGUGUGAUGGGCAGAGGUGAAAUGGAUAUCAGAGGGAUGCAGUGUGUGGAGGGAAGCUUCCUCCCUGGCCCUGAGAUCAGUGUGACCCUUCCAUUCUUUUUAAAAAAUAAACUUUAUUAUUUAAAAAAAACUUACAAAAAAAAUAAAACGCAAGUUGCAAAUAAAUAAAAACAUCCACACUAAAA